Messenger RNA from Quercus lobata, 1269 nucleotides. RefSeq lists its product as uncharacterized. The transcript is spliced from 2 exons. Bases 248 to 940 code for a protein of 230 amino acids. Lineage: Eukaryota; Viridiplantae; Streptophyta; Magnoliopsida; Fagales; Fagaceae. The record is from RefSeq and is a predicted model, not a curated record.
AGGUGAAAAACAUGUUGAGACAAACUUGGCUUCUUGCAAUAGCUUGGUAUGUAUUGAAUUACAUAAUGUGGACAAAUGGACAGCCCAAUAUUUGGUUUGGAACCCAUCUACCAAAAGUUACAAAAACAUACCAAGUCCAACAUCAACACCUGAUUCAUAUUCUUGUUGGUUUGGCGGUUUUGGCUUUGGCUAUGAUUAUUCCACUGAUGAUUACAAGAUAUUAAGGCCCUACGAUAUCGAUAUUCAUAUGUUCAAGAUCGAGAUCUUUUCACUCAAGACCUUUACUUGGAAGACAAUUCUGGUGGAUAUGGACAAUAAUUUUUUUAUCGGCAGCAGCAUUCAAAAUAUCGAAAAGACUAUAUACUGCAAUGGGGCAAUUUAUUGGAGUUAUAAAUGUUUUUGGAAGCCGCCAAUCAUUUAUUUUGAUUUAGCGGAUGAGAUAUUUCAUGAGCUGCCAUGGCCAGAAUCUGUUUCUUAUUACGAUACAUCAGAGACAUGGGAGUUAGGGACUUUUGGAGAACACCUGUGUCUAUCUGUGUGCACAGGUGAAUCACGCAAUGCUUUAUGUAUUCAGCUAUGGGUGAUGAAGGAGUCUUGGACUAGAUUGGCAACCAUUCCAUAUAGGGGCACUUGUCCGAGGCCUAUAUGCGUGUCAAAGAAUGGUGAAAAAUUUUUAUUGCGGGAGAAGCAAGUUGGAAAGAAUUCAGAAUAUAUUUUCAAAUUGAUAGUCGUCAAUUUGAAAAAAAAGGCCUAUAGAAAAACACGAUAUGAUCCCAAGACAAUAAUGGAGGCAACUACAUAUGUGGAAAGCCUUUAUUCACUUGACUGCAACGAUGGGCUUAAUCAGCACUUUCAAGAAGAGGGCUCCAAAGGUCAUAAAGGAAAUCAGGAAGUUUACCCAAAAGGCUUUGGGAACAACUAUUGUCAGGGUGGAUGUUAAGCUUAACAAGCAUGUCUCGAGUCGUGGGAUUCGGAGUGGGCCAAGGAGAGUUUAUGCGCAUAAGAGAAAUGAUGAAGAAGAUGCUAGGAGGAGUUUUUCUCACUAGUCACUGUUGCAGAGAUCCCUCCAGAGGGCUUAAAGGGAUUGGGUACCAAGGUCAUUGAGGAAGAAGAUUGAACUAGCCUACUUCCCUAGGUCAUAGUUAGGAUGCUCCAAUGUUGGCCACAUAUUUCUUGUUUCCAAGAUAUUUUUGUUUGGCUUUGGAUUUUCUCUGGAAUAUCUCCUGUGGAGAGAACUAUUAUGGAAUUUUAUUUGAGCUACUUGCCUGU